Molecule: messenger RNA, 5739 nt
Organism: Ornithorhynchus anatinus (platypus)
Lineage: Eukaryota; Metazoa; Chordata; Mammalia; Monotremata; Ornithorhynchidae
Gene: RIN2
Product: Ras and Rab interactor 2
Exons: 14
Coding region: 1216-3951 (911 amino acids)
Biological process (GO): vesicle-mediated transport; signal transduction
Cellular component (GO): cytosol; endocytic vesicle
Molecular function (GO): guanyl-nucleotide exchange factor activity; small GTPase binding
Source: RefSeq, a predicted model, not a curated record
CGCAGGGACCCCGACGGCCAGCCCGGGACCCGCCCCGGAGAACGCACGCCUCCAUUGGACGACGAGCCCCCCGAGAAGCCACGCCCCCUGGGAAGCCUCGCCACCCCAUUGGACGCCGCGCCCCGGGAAGCCACGCCUCCAUCGGAAGCCACGCCCCCUGCGGAGCCGCGCCCCCGAGGAGCCGCGCCUCCAUUGGACGCCACGCCCCGGGAAGUCACGCCCCCUGCGAGGCCACGCCCCCUGCGUAGCCACGCCCCCCCCGAGGAGCCGGGCUGCCAUUGGACGCCGCGCCCCGGGAAGCCCCGCCCCCAUUGGAAGCCACGCCCCGGGAGGCCGCGCCUCAUUGGACGUCACGCCCCUGGAAGCCACGCCCCCUGGAAUCCACACCCCCAUUGGACGCCGCGCCCUGGAGAAGCCUUGGGGACGCCCCCUGGGAAGCCUCGCCCCCAUUGGAAGCCUCGCCCCUUGCAAACCACGCCCCCCAGGAAGCCACGCCCCUUGAAAAAGCCGCGCCUCCAUCGGAAGCCACGCCCCUGGAUAGCCACGCCCCCCGGGAAGCCUCCCCCAUUGGACACCACGCCCUUGACAAGCCACGCCCCCUGGGGAAGCCACGCCCCCGAGUACCUAUUCCCCCAUCGGACGCCUCGCCCUUAAGAAGCCACGCCCCCUAGAAAACCACGCCCCACUGGACGCCACGCCCUGGAGAAGCCACGCCCCCGUGGGAAGCCUCGCCCCCAUUGGAUGCCGCGCCCCGGGGAAGCCACGCCCCCUGGGAAGCCACGCCCCCUGGGGAAGCCACGCCCCGGAGUACCUAUCCCCCAUUGGACGCCUCGCCCUUGAGAAGCCACGCCCCCUGGAAAGCCACGCCCCCAUUGGACGCCACGCCCCGGAGUAGCCACGCCUCCUGGGAAGCCACGCCCCCGGGCCGCUGCCAUAGGUGUUGACCGGGAUGGCCUCUGAGACUUGGGACUUGCAUGGGAAUUUUGAAUCGUGAAUGACAGGCUGGGAUGGUAAAGGAUGAAUGUAGUCGGGACCGACAGCUGUUUCCUGCCAGAAGCCUUCCUCUGCAAUAGCCCUUCCAGCCCGCGGCAACCCGGGAACACAGGCCCGGUCCUGGGGGGAGCCCGCAGUCUUCCCCGAGCAGAAGCGGAGGAGAACAAAUGCCUCUGGAACGAGCAGGAGCCUGACGGCUGAAGUGGAGCCUUCCCGGGGAAAAUGUCGUCUCUAACAGUGGGAGCCCCGUGCCGGGACAAGAGAGGAAGUUUCUUUAAGCUCAUUGACACCAUCGUCUCGGAGAUCGGAGAACUGAAGCGGGAGAUGGUGCAGACAGAAGUCCGCCUGGAAGAUGUCCUGGGAGCCCCAGGAAUGCCAAGUGCGCUGAAGGACACGGAUGACGCCGUUCCGGAGAAGAAGGAUCCCAAAGCCUACCCCCGGGAUUCCGGCUACGACAGUCUCUCCAACAAACUCAGCAUCCUGGAUCGGCUUCUUCACACGCAUCCCGUAUGGCUGCAGCUCAGCCUCAGCGAGGAGGAGGCCAGGAGUACCCUUCGGACCCAGCCUCCGGGAAUCUUCCUCGUUAGGAGAUCCACCAAAAUGCAGAAGAAAGUCCUCUCACUCCGCCUGCCUGAUGAAUUUGGGGCCCCGCUCAAAGAAUUUGCCAUCAAAGAAAGCACAUACACCUUUUCCUUAGAGGGCUCCGGGAUCAGUUUCGCCGACCUGUUCAGACUCAUUGCUUUCUACUGCAUCAGCAGGGACGUUCUGCCUUUCACCUUGAAGUUGCCUCAUGCUGUUUUAGCAGCGAAGACCGAAGGAGAGCUGGAAGACCUGGCCCAGUUGGGACUGAAUUUUUGGAACUCUCCCGCCGACAACAAGCCACCCAGCCCCCCGCCGCCUCCGUCCCACCAGCCUCUCCCCUCAGAAGGUGCCGGUCGGGUUUCACGUCAGCUCUGCCUCCUAAAUGGCGCGCGCGUGCUCCGGACCAGGACGCCCUCGGAGCUGGAGUGCAGCCAGAGCAACGGCGCCCUGUGCUUCAUUAACCCCCUCUUCUUGAAAGUGCACAGCCAGGACGUCCGGACCGGUCUGAAAAGGCAGAGCUCCCGGGCUCCCGGAGUGAAUGGCCGUGAGGCGCCCCGCUCCCCGCCCCCCAGGCCCCCGCCUCCGUCUAUUAAUAACCUCCAACCGGGCCCCCCCGCGGGCAGCCCCGUCCCUCCGGCGAGCAUGCCGGAGACCGGCAACCGGGGCCUACACGGGGACGUAGGCGUGCCGGGAAAGAAACCAACCCCCGUCCCCCCUCCCCGCCUGAAGAAGCAGUCGUCGACGUCCUCGGAGGCGGAAGGCUGCCCCUCCAAGACCCCGGCGGGGAUUCGGCCCGGGCCUCGCCCGGGGCCGGCGCCGGGGACUCCCGGCCCACCGGGCCAGGUGCCGUCGGAGCCCGAGCCCGCGGACGGCGGGAAGGCGCCCGUCCCCAGCUCGGAGGCUCUGCUGCUCCUGCAGGAGCCGCAGGACCAGCAGCAGCAGCAGCAGCGCAGGGAAGCGAGCCGGCAGCGCCUCAGCGACAUGAGCAUUUCCACUUCCUCGUCCGACUCGCUGGAGCUGGAGCGGAGCAUGCCGCUGUCCGGCUGCGAGGGGGACACGGCCAGCAGCCUGGAGGACUACGAGGGCGAGAGCGACCAGGAGGGCAUGGCCCCGCCGCUCAAGUCCAAGAAGAAGCGGACCGGCUCCUUCGUGCUGCCCAAGAUCGUCAAGUCCCAGCUGCGCAAGAUGAGCGGCGUGUUCAGCUCCUUCAUGACCCCCGAGAAGCGGAUGAUCAAGAAGAUCGCCGAGCUGUCCCGGGACAAGCGGACUUACUUCGGCUGCCUGGUGCAGGACUACGUGAGCUUCCUCCAGGAGAACAAGGAGUGCCACGUUUCCAGCACCGACCUGCUGCAGACCGUCCGGCAGUUCAUGACCCAGGUGAAGAACUACCUGGCCCAGAGCUCGGAGCUGGACCCCCCCAUCGAGUCGCUGAUUCCGGAAGACCAGAUAGACGUGGUGCUGGAGAAGGCCAUGCACAAGUGUAUCCUGAAGCCCCUGAAGGGCCACAUCGAAGCCAUGCUGAAGGACUUCCACGCCGCCGACGGCUCCUGGAAGCAGCUGAAGGAAAACCUGCAGCUCGUCCGGCAGCGGAGCCCUCAGGACCUGGGGGUCUUCGCCCCCACCCCCGACUUUGUGGACGUGGAGAAGAUCAAGGUCAAGUUCAUGACCAUGCAGAAGAUGUAUUCCCCCGAAAAGAAAGUCCUGCUGCUGCUCAGAGUCUGCAAACUCAUUUACACUGUCAUGGAGAAUAACUCAGGGAGGAUGUAUGGUGCGGAUGACUUUCUGCCGGUGCUGACCUACGUAGUAGCCCAGUGUGACAUACUGGAACUGGACACGGAAAUCGAGUACAUGAUGGAACUGCUGGACCCGUCGCUACUGCACGGAGAAGGUGGCUACUAUCUGACCAGCGCCUACGGGGCCAUCUCUUUGAUCAGGAAUUUCCAGGAGGAGCAGGCAGCCCGGCUACUGAGUUCAGAGACCAGAGACACCCUACGGCAGUGGCACAAGAGAAGGACGACGAAUAGGUCCGUCCCCUCCGUGGAUGACUUCCAGAAUUACCUGCGCGUGGCGUUCCAGGAGGUGAACAGCGGUUGCACCGGGAAGACCUUACUCGUCAGGCCCUACAUCACCACCGAGGACGUCUGCCUGCUCUGUGCGGAAAAGUUCAAAGUGGACAAGCCCGAGGAGUACAGCCUCUUCCUGUUCGUCGACGAGACCUGGCAGCAGUUGACCGAGGACACUUACCCCCAAAAGAUCAAGGCGGAGCUGCACAGCCGCCCCCAACCCCAGGUCUUCCACUUCGUCUACAAGCGCAUCAGGAGCGACCCGUACGGUGCCGUCUUCGGGGACGGGGAGGACGUCCGCCCCGCCUCGUAGGGGGCGGGCGGGGGGAGGAGGGGGAUGGCUCCGAAGGGUGCCCGGGUGCGGCGUCGGACCGCGGGAACCGUUCCCGCUCGGUCGCCGACUCCUGGAAACGGCGAAUCCGACUUCAGCCGGCACUCUGCGCCGGGGCGGGCGGGGGCGAGGCCCUGCGGCAAGGCCCGGGGACCAUCCGGAGCCACGGUAACGUGACCCUCGAGGCGGAGUUUCGUGGAAAGUUAAGACCCCCCUCGAGGGCGUUACGCCGGGUCCGCCCCCUGGCCGUCUCCCGGCCGCUCCGGGACCGGAGUCUGUACCGAAUAAACCUUUCCGGGGCCGACGGCUCUCCUGAUUUCCCCGGCGGGUGUGUGACGGGACCGUCCGACGCGGUGCGUCGGUCAGCUCACGAUUCUGGGGUGACUACAUCCUGUUGGAAAACCCAUUUUUUUUUUUUAUAUAUAAAAAGGCUUCUUUUUUAUAUAUUUCAUAGAAAUUUUUAUAGCAGUUGCAGGUAAACUGUCAGGGUUGGUUUUUAAAAUAUUUUUUUAACUAUAAAAUAUUCUAUAAUUAUGCAUGUGAUUUUAACAUUUAAUAGACAAAAAUAAAUCUCUUGCUGGUUUUAGAGUAUUGCAUCGAAGUCUCUCUCUCUUCGUUAACUGGACGUCCAAGAAAGUCGUGAGGCGAGAUGGUCGGUCUCUGUAAGCGGUUUGUAUCACUGACACUGGCCCCUGGCUGCCUUUAGGUGUUGUUUUGUUACUUUGACAGUUGUAAAUGUACGGUGGCGUUUUGCUAAAUAAACGAUUUGGGGGGGAGGGGACCCGGGAGGGAGGGUUCGGCGGGGUUGGGCCGGGGGCGGGGAGGGGGGGACGAACCCGAAAGAAACGAACGUAGAGAAAGGUAGAGAGAAGGUUCAGAGUUUAAUCUGGGAAUGAAACGCGUAGUAGUCUGCUGAUUCAGGCUCCUCGCAGACAGCGGGCGAAGGAGACGGAGAGGACUCCGGAUGCUCUAAAGGCUCGGUUGAUUAGCCCGUCCCGGGUAGAGUCGGCCUUAGCCGACCGGCCGGGAAAAUCACAAGCCCCAACGCUCUCUGCGGCCUCCAGGAGGAGCGGCCCGUCGGCCCUGCUCGCCGCAGUCUCUGAGCCGAUCGAACGGUACCUUCCAACGUCCCCCUUCCCUCCGUCUUCCUUCCCUCCGCUCCGGUCCCCGGUUCCCGCCGAACUCCGGGGAAAGGGAGAGGAGGCCGGCUGGGCCGGGAGGCUCUGACGACCGCCAUUAGGCGGUCCGGGGGGGGGGGGUGGGUGAAGCUGGGGGUAGACUUGGAGGAUCGAGGGCGGGGGGAACCGCGACUCUCUCUCCCCCCGGCCCGCCGGAGCCUUAAUCGGUUCUUAACGAGAACACUAAUUCGACUCCCGCAGUCGGUGCCGUCGGCAUCGCAGCGAUCGGUCGUGGAUCGUGUCACUCUUCUCGAUCGUCGGAUUAUGGCUUGCUUCGGUCUCCCGUGAUGUCGCAGAUAAAUCCAUCCUCGUGCUAGAAAUGUACGGUGAAAUUAAGUUCGCAUGUUUUAUUAAACCCGUCGGAGAGCGCGCCGAAUAUUAGGUUUAUCGUGGCGGUGUGACAGUCCGGAAAGUCGCGGGAACGCUGGUAUUUACCUGUGAGGAUUUGUAGCUGUAUUUUACCUGUAUGGAUCUGUACCUUUUUAGCAGUGGUUCUCGCCGUGUAUCCGAAACCGGCAGCACGUGUCGUGUUGUGUCGGCCUUUUGUAGACGAUGAGUUUUGCACAUAAUACAUUGUAAUUCUGUACAAUAA